UGCACAGGUCGAAUGCAUGGCAAAUUUAGGAUUUUCAUUCUGAAUGCAUGGCAUUGUGAGAUAAUAGGCUAUUGGAAAUACAAAGGUCAACCACAUUAAUUGUUAUCAAAUUACACACAUUCGGACGUUUACGCGCGCAAUAAAACUUCUUCAUGCAAACUUACUUGCGUGGAGUCUAAGAGAUUUUACUCUUUGAUUUGGCUUGGCGAGAGUGAAAGGUGACUCUCCGCCACUACUUCGCUUGAAUGUGCCAUGCAUGCUCUCCUUCGCGCGAACUUUAAACUUCGCAGCAACACAGAUUUUACACUAAUCUCAUAUUCCAAGGACAUACCAUGAAGAAGCCUUUUUUAGAAUGCAUUUUUAGAAAUAAUUGAACACCGCUUUGGGCAAAUCUCUCUCACACAUUUCAAACUCUUCAAAGCGCCCGCCCCAUCCCUCCUUUUUAAAAGACAGGUAGGCCUACCCACGAUUUUGACCAAACAUUGCUCUAGCUAUCUAGCACACUGGUUGCAGGUUACUAAUCGGCUGCUCAUCAGGACCUUGUUAGAGUAGGGCUGAAGCAAAACCCUGCGCACCAGCUCUCCGGGAGUAGUGUUACUCAGCGCAUUCUGCAGACAUUAAUUUGAGCAACUACAUUCCUGUAUUCUAGCCAACAUUUACCACCUAUUUAAAAGUAUCUGAUCAGACUCAUUUUAUAAAAUGUGUAUUCUCACCCUAUUCUCAUUUAUUCGGCCACCUGUUCGGAGGAACUGGCCUUUUAAAUGCAUCUCAACUACGGGCGGGGCUUAGACGUAGCAAGCCUAUGAUUACAGCACACCAAACACCAUCUGUUGUGUUUUGCUUCCGUGAAAUCCGAGCCAGUAAAUCUAUACGCUGUCUUAACAAACGGAAAUUAAGAAUGGUUACAAAGAGGAUCCGAACGGAGUAUAUGAAGAGAUUCAAGGACCCAAAAUGGGAAACCUACGCCAAGUGUUAUGAGGAGAUGGUAAAGUACAGACUGACGAGAAGGCUUUUGGAACAAACACAUAAUCCGUGGUUUUGGAACGGUGACAGUGACUCGGAAUCCAGCAGGUCCACUCCUCAAAAUAAUAAAGUUGAGCCAUUGGUCCUAAAAGAAGAAUCACAACGAGAACGUGAGAGAAAGAUUCCACCUAAACAACCAUUUGAACAGAAGAUCCCAAUUUCAGAAGAAGUGCAUGAAGAAGUUGCUUCUCCGCAGACCUCGCCACCCAUUGAUGUACAGGUUGCUGUGGACAGAGGCUGUGGAGAGACAGAGGAAGAGAAGCUGGGACAAGUAUUAACUGCCUCUGAGUUAGGGAAGAAGCCAGAGGCCCAAACUACAGCCAAACGGUCCAGAAAGCCCCCCAGGGCAUGGAGCCAGCUACGGAAGCCCAAAGAGACUGACAAGAAAAACAGGCACCCAUUUGCCCUGUAUGGAGGGGGUGACAGGCCAGCUGAGAUGGCUAGGAAGAAGACUCACAAUGUGGGUCCAGCUGCAUCAACCAAGGAGAUCCACCAGUCUGCAUUACGGGCCAAAACCAGACGGGAGGUUGAGAAGCAGGUGCAGAAAGUGGACAAGCAGAGAGUGCGGUCUGCAGAGCUGGAGAAAGUGACCAUGACCAAACCUGACUUUGACCCCUGGAUGACGGAGUACAUGCGCUGCUUUUCUGCCAGGUCCUGAUAGAUAUAGAGGGCAAUACUUAUGAAAAACAUAAGAUGGGGAAUAUGGUCUUCUUUAUCAAAUAUAAAACAUAUAGAAUUAUUUUGUUUCCAAAGUUUGCAUUCACCAUGCUUUUCAAACUUUUUAAUGUUAAUAUAUUCCUUAGUCACUACAAAGUAUUGCGUCCAAAUCAUGCAUUAACGUAAUUCAGUUUUAGAACGGUAAUGCACAAAACCCUCUGAGUGAACAGAUUUGUCUUGCAGUAACAAUGUGCAGUAAAUAGUCCUCUCUGUUUGUGAAAUACAAUAUCACUGUCCAAAGGUAUUUCUACACAGUAUGGCACUAGAUAGUCCUGGUCUCAGCUUAUUGCUCUUUGCACCGCCAGGACCCAGCCAAGGGUUCCUCUCAGGCGGCCUUAGGUUUAGGUGGUAUACCGGGGUAUUUUGAAAUACAGAUGGUAUGAUUUUCAAUACCAUCUCGUGGAGGGUGCGUGCUACGCCACUGCUUGUAACUAACUAUAAGUUAACUAUCUAAAAUGUGCCAAAUGAAUUAUUUCCAGCUCAGGGCUCCAGCUAUGCAUUUGGUUUGCUAACUUGCUAGCUAAGUGGCUAGCUUGCAAGAUCAAGCUUCUUGGUUACAACUGAAAAGGAGCGCUAUUUCUUUCCAAACUUAAAAAAACAACACACAAAGCUAAUUUAGGCAGCAGGGAUCUUUUUAAGUUUGGAAAGAAAUAGCGCUCCUUUUGUGCACUGCCGGUAAUACCGUAUACCCCGGUGUGGUACAGCAACGGUGUGAAGGUAUGGAAAUCUGGACACUACCCAACCCUAGGAGGCAUAGAUCAAAUUCUCCCAAAAGUGACCUCAAUAGCACAUUGACAACGUUCUGUACAUACUGUAGAUAAUGAAGGUCAACGUUUCGUUUAUGUGGAUGUUCUCAUGGUCAAAUCUCUCUUUUUUGGGUGGUUGAGUGUUAUGUUAUGGUCUUCUGUUGUUCAUUUUAUUUGUCAGUAUUAUGUUUUAACAAGCACAAGUUUUAUUUCCACAUAAAAUACAAUAAGACAACCUUUAGGGCUAAUGUUGAUUAAAUAAUGAGCAAAAAAGCAAAACAUAGAUGCAAUAAGUCGUAGAUAAUUAAUAUUAUGUUUCAAAUAGCUACAACAGGGCCAAUGCUUUCGAUUACAGUGAUCAUAACCACAGGAUGCAUGCAUGAAAUGUUAUAAUCUACCAGCACCGGAUGAUUCACUGGUAUCUGUGUAAGUAAGCUGCAGUACACAAAAUGUCAAUGUUAAUGUUAUUGUGAAGUAUAGCUCAAUAACAAUUUACUGCAGCCAUAACAUUGAGGUCUUGAUUUACUCAAAGCUUUGGAAAAUCUUCCUGUCAGUAUAAUGACUUGUCGGUUUUAAAGCGAAGUAUGUUGAUGUGAGGCUACAUUACUUGGAAUAAAGCCAGUAGGACUAGUGUGUCUAGAUCACAGACAGUCUGUAAGGAGGGAGCUCAUGUCGAGCUCCAACUGAUUAAAAAUGUCACAAUUUUCUUGUUUAAGUGUUAUUUUGUAUGAUCAAACUUAAAUGUUGACGCUUUUACACAUUUAAUGGUACUGAUACUGAGAUCAGAUUGCAUUUUGAUAUUGUGUGCUAGGCUUAAAACAAUGAAUAAACUACUUUUUUUUACUGAA
This is a messenger RNA of Coregonus clupeaformis (lake whitefish), 3334 nucleotides long. It is a transcript of the gene ccsapb, whose product is annotated as centriole, cilia and spindle-associated protein b. NCBI's taxonomy places the organism in Eukaryota, Metazoa, Chordata, Actinopteri, Salmoniformes, Salmonidae. Gene Ontology annotation, biological process: regulation of mitotic spindle assembly. Gene Ontology annotation, molecular function: microtubule binding. The record is from RefSeq and is a predicted model, not a curated record. Gene Ontology annotation, cellular component: spindle; ciliary basal body; cytoskeleton. The transcript has 4 exons. Bases 803 to 1681 code for a protein of 292 amino acids.